Ectocarpus siliculosus is the source of this 3347-nucleotide messenger RNA. The record is from the annotation of a GenBank genome assembly. Lineage: Eukaryota; Phaeophyceae; Ectocarpales; Ectocarpaceae.
GAGAGUGAAAACCGUGCAGAGGGUGCAACAACCAAGGUUGCGGCCUCUUUCUCAACCGCUCCGGCAUCACCGGAACUUGGAAGCGGUUGAGCUGGUGGGAGACAGCUAUAUCUGCUCGUGUUGCGGAGCCACAAGGGCGCCUUGGCAGGACUUUCGGUGAAGAGCGUUACCCGACAGGAGGUAGCAGAGAACCAUGGCGGCGGACACGACAACGACAACGGAUACGACGGCAGAGACGACAACAACCACCGUCGAUGCCACCCAAGUACUGACCGACUUCAGCGAGGUCGUCGCCUCGCUCAAGGCUUCCUGCGAAGCAGACGUGACCACGGCCGCCCUGUCCUCGGUGAUGGGAAAGCUCAAGAUCAUGGCCGAUGCCGUCGCCGCUCUGGACGCCUCCCCGACUCUCAAGAGCAUGCAGCUCAGCUCCGACAUGGCCGAGCUGGCGCUGCUCUGCCUCCCACCCGACACGAAGGACGUGCUGCUGGGCACCGGCUGCUCGAGCGACCUGGCUCUGGAGCUCGUAUGCCGCUACCUCACCAAGCUGCCGGCCCUCGCAAAGACUCUGUACAAGCUUCCUCCCUGGAGCUGUACGGCGCUCUGGUCGCUCGCGGCGUCAACCCGGACAGGCGUCCGUGGGCGAAGAAGCUGCUGGCCCAAUUUUCCACCCUCACCGAGCUGAGGUGGCUCUCCUGGAGGCGACUGAUGAACAUACUCGACAUGGGGGUCACUCUGGGGCUGGAGAACCCGGCGGCCGAUCACCAUGAGCACGAAGAAGACGACGACCACAGCGCUGAUGAGAAGUCGAAGAACGGGAAAACACCCGCGACGGCGGCCGAGGCGGCGGCGGCGGCGGCGGGGAUGACGGCCGUCCUCCCGCCGGUCGUGCGAAAGCCGCCCGCCCUAUCGAGGGGCGAGGUGGCCGUCCUGGAGGCCCUGUACGCCGUGGGUUCGGACGCCCCCCCGAUCAGGAAGCAGGCCCUGGACUUCGGCCUGGGCCUUGACGCCGCGGGGCAGCUCGAGAGCGAGGGCAUCCUGACCUCCUCGAAGCUGACCGAGUCCAACAUCACAUCGUUCCAGACCAAGCUCAAGGUGCCGGGAAAGAGCGAGGCCGAGGUGAAGUCGGCCCUCAUGGCCAUGGUGUCCAACAAGAAGGGGGUGCCUGCGGAUCAAGAGGAGGACGACGACCCGCUAUGCGGAUCGUUCGACACGAACGAGGAGCUGGUCGCUGCGGCGGGCGGCGGCAUGGCGCUGUACGGCGUGAACUUCUUCCCCAAUGAGAACGACGUCACCCUCAAGCCCUACGCGCCCAUCCUCAAGAAGCCCACCUUCGUCGAGAUGGCCGGCGCGUCGGCGAGCUUCGAGGCCUCCGUGCUGCACUCCACGGAGCAGUCCAUGGCUUCCAACUUCACCAAGACCACGGAGAACGGGGGCAUCAGCAUCGCACAGUCCUCCUCCACGUCCUGGGGCGUCAGCGCCAGCGUCUCGUCCUUCGGGGGCGCCGCGAGCGCGAGCGUUUCGGCGGACUCGAGCGGGACGGAGGAAGGGACCGGAGAAGCCAAGGGGAGCAACGCCUUCUCCGCGAACAACAAGACCACCACCACGUCGGCGACCACCGUGGAGACCAUCACGUGCCCCAUGAAGUCGUUCCGCAUCCCGGUGUCCACCAUGACGAUGACGGAAGAGGCUCUCGACCACGCCUUGGAGGUGGACACCCUGCUCAAGGCCGGGCAGUUCCUCGACACCUUCGGCUCCCACGUCUCCAACGGCCGGCACCUCCUCGGGGGAAUUUUCUUCCGCACCAUGACCAUGACCACGGAAUCCGAGGUGGACACCUCCACCCUCCUCGCCGCCGCCAGCACCCAGAUGCAGCAGAGCAGGACCGAGUCCAGCGACUCCACCGCCUCAGCGGGCGCCGGGACCGUGGGUGUCUCUGUGGCUGCGAGUGCCACCAUGAACAGCGCCUCCAGCUCGGGAGUCGUCAAGUUUCACGCCACCGCCGGCCACAGCGAGAGCGAGUCUGAGGACUCGCGGGCCAUGUUCCACUCCUUCGUUCGGUCGAUGGGACCCAACGUGGCGACGCCCGAGCUUUUCGCGGAGGCGCUAUUCACCGACACCUCUUCCUGGACCGUCAUCGACCGCGGGCCGUUCGAGGCUCUCCUCCCCGUCACCGCCGUGCUCGAGAACAUGCUGGUUAACUUCGACCCCGCGUCUCCGUCGAAAACGAAGCUCGAGGUGCCCGUGUCCCUGAGGAACAUGAUCGGCCGCUCCUUCGCCACAGAGGAUGCCCAAGACCUCAUCAGGGCGGCCGUCAUCAACCUGUUCGAGAUCCUGGAAAGCGAGGUCGAGUCUAACUUGGAGGAGGCAGCGGAGGCCAUCUCGAAUGCGGUGCUCGCCACCGCCAAGGAGAUGGAGUCGAAGCCUCCCGGACAGGCCGAUUUCUUCCCGACGCUGCAGUCCAAGAUAGCCGAAACUCCCGAGAUCACCGGAAAGUACGACUUCAAGACGAACACGACCGAGUACCAGACCGCGGCGAGGAGCGCGAAGAAGCUGUCGUCGACGGAUUGGGUGGGGUUCGACCUCAUCUGGAAGAAGCGUCUCGGCAACAUCGCUCUCAAGGAAGCCCUCGAGACCCACAUCAAGUUCGAAGAGGCGACGCUGAGGCUUGGCGAGGUCAUCACCACCGAUGAGCCGCUCACCAGCGUCGACGGGAACUACCGUCUCGAGAUAUCUGGAAAGGCGCUGAGGGUCGUCAAGACUAGCACCGGCGCCGUAGCUGCAACCCUCUUCGAGGCGGAGGGCACGCUCGGCAGCAGCGCCAGCGCGCACAUGGAGGAGAACGGGUCGUUCGUGCUGGACCUCACCAUGAUCACGGGCUUCGAUCGCACGGAAACCCGGAUGGUUCUCUGGGUCGCGCCCAACACGGAGUCCGGCAGCGGCGGCUACGCCAGGAUGCAAAACAAUGGAAAGUUCGUCGUUUUCAACCGGAAGGGCAAGGCGCUGUGGUCCGCUGCUUCUUGAGGAAAACCCCGGGGGCAUCGUUCGUUGUCGUCGUCAACCUUGCGGGGGCGCAUAGAUAGCUUUCGAUCCGCCCCACGCUCUCAACCGCGUUGAAGUUCCUAGGCCGUGCCCGAGACGCCCAAACAUUCCACCUGCCUACCUACCGUUUGCCGUUCACUUUUUUCGCUGCGGGGUGCGCCCACUGCUGCUUGCUUUGGACGGUAGGUAGUUUUGUGUGCUAAACAGCGGUUUCUUUGAUACUAAGCCGACCUGCGAGGCUGUUGACGGUUGGUAAUAGGUACGGUUGGGUUGAGCAAGACUGCCUGAAAUACUUUUUUUCUAACCUG